GCAAACGAAAAAUAUUUUUUAUAAUUAAAAAACUGACUCCCACUAUCAAAUGGCCUCAGGAUGCGUAUGUGCUUGCCAUCGAUGGCUCCCACACAGUUUGGAAAAUUACAUCUCUCCCAGAAUUCAUCUGAUAUCUUCAACCAAUCUUCUUUUGUAGGCUUUUUGAAGACCAAUGGUUUUAGUACAUUCCAUAUAACAAGGCAUGUUUCAUGUACAAUGCCAGAUAUAGUUGAUUUUCCAACCUUAAACUCAUAGUGGAGACUUCCAAAUGAAUUUCCUGUAGCUAGGUACCUUGAACAAAUAAGAAAUAUUAAAUAAUUAUUAUCUUCUCUUUUUUACAGUGGUAUACAUCAAGAAUCGUUGGCGAAGCAUGCGUGAUGCCUUCAAGAAAUACAACAAACAUCUAAGAGAAGUGAGGAGUGGCUCGGGGGCACCAGCUAGAGUACCCUAUAUGUAUGCAGAGGACCUUGCCUUCUUGAAACCACUCAUAGAGAUGAGAGAGACCGAAGCAAGUUGGGACGAACAGGAUGUCCUGGAGGAUCAACCAGAGAGCCAAUCUGAGGCCCAAUCCGUGCCAGCAGUUUGCAUUGAUCCAAAUGAGGAAAUACCUGAAAUGCCACUUGGGUCAGAUCUAUGGGUCACAAACCCAGAGACUGACUCUGGAUUGCCUGAGCCUAUGCCUGGACCCUCCUCAGCUCCAACAACCAUUGCGCGGCCUGCCAAAGUGGCACGUAAGCGAACGCCAGUAUCGCAGAUGGACAUAAGCGAGCGUCUUCUAGAGAUGUUACAACAAAUGGCUGGAAAGGUGGAUGCUUUCUUAUGUCCAGCUACAAUACUGGCGCUUAAUUUUGUACCAUUGAUCAAAAAAGUUGUACCUGAGAGAUAUUUAGAAAUGCGAACCACAGUAGAACACGUUCUGCAGUCAUUUACAGUGCCAAGCGAGCAACAUACAUUGGAAAGGCCAUAUGUAACUAAAGAAACAACACAGAUACACUUACCAAUGUCAGGCCAGUACCCAGACCCAGGAAACCAACCUUACCCCUAUGUUCCUCCAUCCUACACUUCAAGCUUUCAGGAGCCAACUUCAAUAUAUGAGGUACAACAGAGGCGAACUCCAUAUCCCAUCCCAUCCACAUUCCCUUCAAUUAUGCCACAAACACAAAUGCAGGGGAUGUAUGUGCCACAGCACCAUGGGCCUCAGACACAUGGGCCUCAGACACAUGGGCCUCAGACACAUGGGCCUCAGACACAUGGGCCUCAGACACAUGGGCCUCAGACACAUGGGCCACAGCACCAUGUGCCACAGCACCAUGUGCCUCAGCACCAUGUGCCUCAGCAACAUGGCCCACAGCACCAUUGUGACCCAAAAGAGAAAAGGCUGACAUAG
Molecule: messenger RNA, 1387 nt
Organism: Rana temporaria (common frog)
Lineage: Eukaryota; Metazoa; Chordata; Amphibia; Anura; Ranidae
Product: vacuolar protein sorting-associated protein 37C-like
Exons: 3
Coding region: 371-1387 (338 amino acids)
Source: RefSeq, a predicted model, not a curated record